AUGGCUCAGCAGUGUAGAGAUAAGAGAGUCCCCAGUGUAGGCCAGGAGAACAAAGAUCUGUCAGUGGUUCUGGAAGACAGGAAUCCCAAGUCAGUGCAUAGAACAGGACCUCUGAGCUCCAGCAGGGGUGGUCAACCAAACCCUGGCAGGCACACUGCAGAACUGGCAGCAGGAACAAGCUUGCAGGGCCCUCUGGUGGGCAUCUUGUUUUCCAGGCUCACUUGGCAGGCAGGCCUAGCAGGCAAAUGCACAAUAGAGCAGGCCACUGGCUCAGGUUCAAAGAAACAAAUGGGAGGUUGGAGGAUGACCCAGAUGUGCAUAAAUUAUAAUAAUGAACACCCUAUUGGUUGGUAUAUCUGGUUAUUGCUGCUGAUUUUCCUAGUGGCUCUUCUCUGUGGAGCUGUGCUCUUCUGCCUCCAGUGCUGGCUGAAAAGAUCUCAAGUUGUUUCCCCGAGACACACCAUGGCCGUUUUCGCAGUUGGAGACUUAGAUCAUGUUUAUGGGAUGGAAGCUGCUAUGAGUACAACUAUUGGAAUUCACCGUCAAACUCAAAACACUGAGCCAUGUCCUGUUCCUUGCUUAGGUCCCCCACCUCCAUAUGAAGAAAUUCUAAAAACAAGCCAACUUUAG
Chrysochloris asiatica (Cape golden mole) is the source of this 630-nucleotide messenger RNA. RefSeq lists its product as uncharacterized. The record is from RefSeq and is a predicted model, not a curated record. Lineage: Eukaryota; Metazoa; Chordata; Mammalia; Afrosoricida; Chrysochloridae. Bases 1 to 630 code for a protein of 209 amino acids. The transcript is spliced from 4 exons.